UCUUAUUAAUUGAAUUGUUCAUUACAAGAUCUGUUUCUGGAAGACUGGAUGUUCUAAUGGAGACCAAAGGUGGGAAGAAGAAGUCUAGUAGUAGGUCCUUAUUUUAUGAAGCUCCUUUAGGCUACAGCAUUGAAGACAUUCGACCUCACGGUGGAAUCAAGAAGUUCAGAUCUGCUGCCUACUCCAACGUAACUGUUAUUUCUUUUGUUCCUCCUCCCUUUUUUACACUUCUUGUUAUUUUGUUCUCUCCCCCGCGACAUUUACUUUCUUCCCGAGUAGAGAUGGCCUUCCCAGUCUCUGGAAUUGGAUUUGAAGGCUAUGAAAAGAGGCUUGAGAUCUCUUUCUUUGAGCCUGGAAUCUUUGCUGAUCCUGGAGGGAAGGGCCUUCGUUCUUUGACCAAAGCUCAGCUGGAUGAGAUCCUUACACCAGCUGAAUGCACUAUAGUUGCAUCACUAUCAAAUGCAGAUGUUGAUUCAUACAUCCUCUCUGAGUCCAGCCUUUUUGUCUACUCAUACAAAAUUAUCAUCAAAACUUGUGGCACCACAAAAUUGCUUCUCUCGAUCCCACCAAUCCUUGAGCUAGCUGGUUCCCGUGCCCUCUCUGUAAGAGCCGUAAGGUACACUCGUGGAAGCUUCACAUUUCCAGGAGCUCAGCCAUUUCCACAUCGUAACUUUUCGGAGGAAGUUGCGAUCCUCGAUGGUUAUUUUGGGAAGCUUGGUUCAGGUAGCCGAGCAUAUAUGAUGGGCAAUCUUGUCAAGUCACAGCAGUGGCACAUAUACUCUUCUUGCGCAGAAAUGCACGACCCUCAAAAUCCAGUUUAUACUCUUGAGAUGUGCAUGACUGGUUUGGACAAGAAGUUGGCAUCUGUCUUCUACAAAACUCAAUCAAGCUCAGCAGCUGAGAUGACUAAUAGGUCUGGUAUCGGGAACAUUCUUCCACAUUCUGAGAUCUCUGAUUUUGAGUUUGAUCCCUGUGGCUACUCCAUGAAUUCCAUUGAAGACGUUGCGAUCUCCACAAUUCAUGUUACCCCAGAAGAUGGUUUCAGCUAUGCGAGUUUUGAAGUAGCAGGCUACAAUUUGAAGACUAUGAAUCUUAAACAACUGAUAGGUAGAGUGUUGGCGUGUUUCCAACCAAGGGAGUUCUCUAUAGCUAUACAUGCUGAUAUCUUGAGCAAGAAGUUUGAGUGUGAUUACCCGCUGGAUGUUCCUGGAUUCGACGGUGGAGAGAGGAGCUAUCAACCUCUUGGAAUGGGUGGCUGCGUUGUUUAUCAGAGUUUUAUUGGGAAUGACAGUUCAGGUUCUCCCAGAUCAAUUCUCAAGUCCUCAUGGAAAGAGGAGGAAGAUGACCAGGAUGAGACUGUCGAAUACUAG
Molecule: messenger RNA, 1370 nt
Organism: Telopea speciosissima
Lineage: Eukaryota; Viridiplantae; Streptophyta; Magnoliopsida; Proteales; Proteaceae
Product: S-adenosylmethionine decarboxylase proenzyme-like
Exons: 3
Coding region: 57-1370 (437 amino acids)
Biological process (GO): spermidine biosynthetic process; spermine biosynthetic process
Cellular component (GO): cytosol
Molecular function (GO): adenosylmethionine decarboxylase activity
Source: RefSeq, a predicted model, not a curated record